UGGCGCAGCAGCAGCAGCUAGGAAGGGGGAGGGAGGUGUGCAGAGUGAGGGCGGGUCCGCCGCACGUCCUCUGAGCCCGCCGGAGCCGCGAAGCUGCAGCCGCCAGACUCCUCCAGCACGGAGCUGGCAAAGCGUGCUCCGAGGAGCCCGGGACUUUGGUCCGGACCUGCAAACCAGAGAGGAAUCUUUUCUUCAGCAUUUUGGAAUAGAACUUGGGGCUGGCGGCAUGAGUCCAGUAAGGCGCGGGGGUAGACCCUGCCUUUUACCUUUGCAGCUCUUUAGCCUCUGCUGGGUGCUCUCAGUGGCCCAGAGCAAGACAGUGCGAUACAGCACCUUCGAGGAGGACGCUCCUGGCACGGUCAUCGGGACCUUGGCUGAGGACCUACAUAUGAAAGUGUCCGGAGACACAAGCUUCCGCCUGAUGAAGCAGUUCAACAGCUCGCUGCUACGUGUGCGUGAGGGUGAUGGGCAGCUGACCGUCGGGGACGCGGGCCUGGACCGCGAGCGGCUGUGCGGCCAGGCUCCACAGUGCGUGCUGGCCUUCGACGUGGUCAGCUUCUCGCAGGAGCAGUUCCGGCUGGUGCACGUGGAGGUGGAGGUGAGGGACGUCAAUGACCACGCGCCGCACUUCCCACGGGCCCAGAUCCCCGUGGAGGUGUCCGAGGGCGCGGCCGUGGGCACGCGCAUCCCCCUGGAGGAAGUCGUGUUCUCCUUCGGUGCCCGCACCUCGCCAGAGGCGCGCCGGCUCUUCCAUCUCGACCCGCGUUCGGGACGCCUCACCCUCGCGGGACCCGUGGACUACGAGCGCCAGGACACCUACGAGCUGGACGUGCGGGCGCAGGACCGUGGCCCCGGGCCUCGCUCAGCCACCUGCAAGGUCAUCGUUCGCAUCCCCUCGUCUACCGGGCCCGGGACACCAGAGGCCAGUGCUAUCUCGCUGGUGCCAGAGGGAGCGGCCCGGGAGAGCCUGGUGGCUCUGGUCAGCACCUCGGACAGGGACUCGGGCGCCAACGGGCAGGUGCGCUGCGCCCUCUACGGGCACGAGCACUUCCGGCUACAGCCAGCUUACGCGGGCAGCUACCUGGUGGUGACCGCUGCAUCCUUGGACCGUGAGCGAAUCGCUGAGUACAACCUGACACUGGUGGCCGAGGACCGCGGCGCGCCCCCGCUACGCACCGUGAGGCCCUACACGGUGCGCGUGGGAGACGAGAACGACAACGCGCCGCUCUUCACCCAGCGGGUCUAUGAGGUGUCUGUGCGCGAGAACAACCCGCCUGGCGCCUACUUGGCCACGGUGGCUGCCCGAGACCCGGACCUGGGCCGUAACGGCCAGGUCACCUAUCGGCUGCUGGAGGCUGAGGUAGGCCGCGCUGGGGACGCCGUGUCCACCUACGUCUCAGUGGACCCGGCUACCGGGGCCAUCUAUGCGCUGCGCAGCUUCGACUACGAGACGCUGCGCCAGCUCGACGUGCGCAUCCAGGCGAGCGAUGGCGGCGUCCCUCAGCUCUCCAGCAGCGCCCUGGUGCAAGUGCGGGUGCUGGACCAGAACGACCACGCGCCAGUCCUGGUGCAUCCGGCGCCGGCCAACGGCUCCCUGGAAGUGGCAGUCCCAGGGCGCACUGCAAGGGACACGGCCGUGGCGCGUGUGCAAGCUCGGGACGCGGACGAGGGUGCUAAUGGGGAGCUGGCUUUCGACCUCCUGCAGCAGGAGCCGCGAGAAGCCUUCGCCAUCGGCCGCCGCACGGGGGAGAUCGUGCUCACCGUUUUUUGUUUUGUUGUUUCUUGCCCAACCCUCACCCCCCGCUUCUCCCAUCCCCUGCUGCAGCCCUACCGCGGCGCCUCUGGCUUCGGAAAGGAGCCGGCGCCCCCCGUGGCGGUCUGGAAAGGACAUUCUUUCAACACCAUCUCUGGCCGAGAAGCGGAGAAGUUCAGCGGCAAAGACAGCGGCAAAGGGGACAGUGAUUUCAAUGACAGUGAUUCAGACAUCAGUGGGGACGCUCUGAAAAAGGACCUCAUCAACCAUAUGCAGAGUGGACUGUGGGCGUGCACGGCUGAGUGCAAGAUCCUGGGCCACUCUGACCGCUGCUGGAGCCCAUCAUGUGGAGGGCCCAACACCCAGCCCUCCACACACCCACCAGCCCAGAUGUCAACCUUCUGUAAGAGCACGUCGCUGCCUCGGGAUCCCCUGCGCAGAGACAAUUACUACCAGGCCCAGCUGCCCAAGACAGUGGGGCUGCAGAGCGUCUAUGAGAAAGUGCUGCACAGAGACUAUGACAGGACAGUCACUCUGCUCUCCCCUCCUCGUCCAGCGAGGCUCCCAGACUUGCAGGAGAUCGGGGUACCCCUCUAUCAGUCCCCACCUGGCAGGUACCUGUCCCCAAAGAAGGAAGCCAAUGAAAAUGUGUAACCCCAUGCUGCAUGUCUUCACACAUAUACAGGUCACUCUGAGAAGACCCUAAGUUAUUGACCGGUUUCAGUGUUGUAUAUAUAAAUAUGCAAGAUGUGCCUUAAAAUGAAGUUGUUGGGAGCUAUUUCCAAUCACAUUAGUACUGUUUGGUAUUUGCAAACAAAAAAAAAUGUAGUUAAUGUAAUUUUUAUGAAAUGUGUGCUGUAUUUAAUUUUUCUUAUCAUGCUAUUGACUUUAAUUUCACUUGCAGCUUGACAUUUUCUUAGUGUUUUUAACCUGUACAUUGUGUAAUGUAAUGUUUGUAUAUAAUGAAAUUUUGUUAUAUUUUUAUAUAAUAAAAGCUAAAGUGGAAGUUAUUGCCAAAGGAAAUGUCUGUAAGACAAAAAACAAAACAUGUUGGAAUUCCUUAAUGGAAAUUUAUCUUUUACCUAAAACAAUCUAGUGUUUGAGAAGUUUUGCCUUGCCAAGUAUAACUUGUAUAUCUUGAGUCUGUGGUAGAUUUCAAGUUCAAUGUUAUUUAAUUACAUUUGGUUUUCUGUAAACCGUGUCACUUAUAAGCACAGUAAUAAAGGAUUUGUCAUGUGUUUGAAGAAUCUGCUAAUUGCUUUUCGUGAAGAUGCCGAUAGUCAGAUACUCACAAAUAAUUUGAGUGCCAAAAUUAAAUCUCGAAAAAAAAUUUUAAAAAAAAACAAAAAUAAAAAAAAAUUUAAACCUCG
Messenger RNA from Myotis brandtii (Brandt's bat), 3123 nucleotides. It is a transcript of the gene PCDH8, whose product is annotated as protocadherin 8. Gene Ontology annotation, molecular function: calcium ion binding. The transcript is spliced from 5 exons. NCBI's taxonomy places the organism in Eukaryota, Metazoa, Chordata, Mammalia, Chiroptera, Vespertilionidae. The record is from RefSeq and is a predicted model, not a curated record. Gene Ontology annotation, biological process: homophilic cell-cell adhesion. Bases 227 to 2407 code for a protein of 726 amino acids. Gene Ontology annotation, cellular component: plasma membrane.